This is a messenger RNA of Fusarium venenatum, 1503 nucleotides long. The record is from RefSeq and is a predicted model, not a curated record. NCBI's taxonomy places the organism in Eukaryota, Fungi, Ascomycota, Sordariomycetes, Hypocreales, Nectriaceae.
AUGACUAAAGAAGAGACCAUCAAGACUUCGUGGUCUCAAGGGGCACACGAUUCCUGGUCAGGACAGACAAUCUUUUCCCAGAAGUUCCCCAAGAAUGUCGAGUUUAUCAACAAUUUAAAACUCGAUAAAACACUUCAGCCCAAAGAGUACAAGAUAGAAGGAACUCACCAAGAGUCAAAGAUUCUAUUUAAGAACGUCAAUAUUAUUGAGUCUACAGGCCGUGAGCCGUACAGGGGUGAUGUCUUGAUUGAAGGUGAGAAGAUCAGCGCUGUUGGUGAAGUUCCCAACAAGGCAGAACUUGAGAAAGAUUUCACCGUGCGUGUCUUUGAGGGAAGAGGCAGGACACUCAUGUCAGGCCUUGGGGAUGGACAUACCCACUUCACCUGGAAUGGGGGUGACCUCAACAGACUUGGAGAGCUCGAUGUCGAAGAGCAUGUUCUCCUGACAAUCAAGAGUGCUCAAUGCUUUCUUGACUCAGGAUACACCAUGUGUUUUGGGGCAGCUUCAGCUAAAGACCGCCUCGACGUGGUGGUUCGAGACGCUAUCAACGCUGGUGAUAUUCCAGGUCCUCGUUAUCUUGCCAAUGCAAGAGAGAUCGCCAAGACUAAUGGUGAAUUGGUGGCUGGUAUCACGCGAUUUGCAGACGGUCCAGGCGAAAUGCGCGAAGUUAUCAAGUACAACAUCGAAACAAUCGGCGUCGAUAACGUCAAGCUCAGUAUCUCGGGCGAGGAAAUCACCGAGAUUCGCUCAGCACAGGAUUGCUACUUCCAUGACGACGAGAUGGCCGCCUGCGUGGAUGAGGCACAUAAGCGCGGAAAGCGACUAUGUGCACAUGCUCGAGCUAGAGAUUCGGUCAAGAUGUGUGUUAAGCAUGGGGUGGAUGUGAUAUACCAUGGCAGUUACAUUGAUGAUGAAGGCAUGGAAAUGUUAGAACGCGAGCGAGAGAAAUACAUUGUCGUACCAGCUAUCAACUGGCUGGUCGCCACUACCUACGAGGCCGAGGCUUUUGGGUAUACCCACGCUGCUGCGGAGAAAGCGGGAUACAAGCGGGAACUUGACGUUGCGGUUGCAGGACUGCGCGAGAUGCACAGAAGAGGCAUUGUCGUUCUACCAGGAGGUGACUAUGGUUUCGCGUGGACGCCCCACGGAACUUAUGCGCGCGAUCUUGAACAUUUCGUCAAGCUACUCGGUUUCACCCCGCACGAGAGUAUCAUUGCUGCCACCGCUGGUGUUGCUGCUCUCCUGAUGAGGGGCCACGAGCUUGGAAAGAUUCAGCCUGGAUAUUACGCAGAUUGCAUCCUAGUCGAUGGAGAUCCUGUACAAGACAUAUCGAUCCUACAGGAUCACAGUAAACUUGACGUUAUUAUUAUUAACGGUCGAGUUCAUAAAGCAGGAAGGAGAGAGUAUUUUAUGGACUUGUCAGGAUCAUUGUCACAUGGGAUCCCGCAUCAUCUACUAGGGGACUUUCCAGAAAAGAAACCAGCUAUGCAGAAGUCAUUCUAG